AACACCAACCACACCACUGUAGUGUCCAACACCUUAGGACCCUACAACCCCUGUAACUAGCCAUACUUUAACAGAUGCAAUUCUUUUCCAAUACCCGGGCACCCGGAAAGUAAGGCAGCAGGGGCACACAAGGGGGAGCAGGGAAUCCCAGGAGCCUUCCCGUUGAGCUCAACCCAGCCCCAGCAGGAGCAUCCCAGGUUAGGGAAAGCGCGAGGACUGUUCUCCACACGCGCCUUAAUCACCGACAGGGUUGCCAGAAUGGAGAGACCUGGUGCUGGUUGGAAUGCCUGCCCACUGCCACCAUCGACGAGAGCCCGACCGAAGAAGGGGGCACGCAAAGACUUGACACCCGGCUAUACUUCUUCGGGGUCUGAGGCGCAAGAUGAUGACGGCUUUGAACCCACCACAGGCCGCGUCUUCAAUCAGGCCUCAACAAGAGACCGCGCUUCCAUACCAGAACGCCCUACUCUCAGUCUCGGUCACUAUACCGUCCACUUCCCUGCUGAGAGCGCACUCGGUAGCCGCUCCAAGUCUGAGUAUCCUACCAAGCCGAGAGUUUCUGAGAGCCGGAGUGGCGAAGACAAUUUCAGUCGAGAUCUUAUUCUUCCACACUUCAUCCGCAUAUCCAUCAACGCAAUCUGUUCAGAUCUAAGAGAGAUCGAGAAUACCCUGGGUGACUCUCAUCAGCUGCACCAGUCUCAUAACCCCGUCGCCACUAUUAUGAAGCAGCUCAUGGCACUGGCAAAGGCUUGCGAGUUCAUGAAUCUAGAAGUAAAGAGGCUCACUCAGGAACGCGACGCCGCCGAAGUCCCAAACCCGGUCCCGGAGGAACCCACCGAGGCGCUCACAGAGCAAAGACACUCAUCCCAAACUCUUAUCGCUCCGCCUCAAUCACCAGCGCUUACACCAUAUAUAAAAGAGAAAGCAGUGGAUGAGAUCUGGGGCGAUGGCGUCCAGUUAGCAGAUCCGACUGAGAGGCUCGAUAAGCUCUGCUCUGGGCUGGCCAGCUUUUUGGGAAAGCUAUUUCGCAUCAAUGGGCAGACUAAUAACAAAGCCAUUGUUGAGUUUGUUGCACAAUUCAGGUUACGCAGAUCUGCAACCCCUCGUACCGACGCAACUCAACUGCCGGGAUUUUGGAAGGCCCGGGAAUCGUGGAGUCCUGCACGCAUCACACCAAUGACGCUGGAGCCAAGUCUCGAAGAUUAUUCUUCGCCGCCGCAGGCGGCAAUAGCCUUGGUCGAGACGAUGACGAGUCUCCGCCCAACAAUCAGCAGGGGCGUCUUGAGCGCAAGAAGAGUACUGCUCGCGACCAUGGUCUGCGAACUUUGCCGCUAUAUUGAGAGUGCGAUGCCUGAUGCCCCAAGAGAGAAUUGGAACAUCGGUAGCAUUCUCGGACCGGAGGCGCAGCUCGCCGUCCAAGAGCUCCCAGUUGGAAAGCUGGCGGCUGCUCUUGGCGACUCGGAUCGAUCAAGCACGCAACAAAUUAAAGAUCAGCUCGCCUCGGGUUGCGGGGACCAUUUCUGCGCCCUUUCAUUUGCGGACGAGGACGGCAAGACACGCGAGAUUGGACUUCUUCAUUGUGACGAAAGUUCAAACUUUCUCAUAAUCGAUUUUGCUGGUAGGUUCUUCCGCCUCGUGGACUGCCAGCUGGCGUCGAUGAUGCCGAACCUCACCGAACCAUAAAAGCUGGAUCUCAUAAUUGAAAGAUCUGAUGAGAAUCUGCUGAAAAUGGCGGCCGUGCCGAGGGGCGUGGCGGCGUUCUGGCUCAAAUACGCCAUGACGGACGUUUGAGCCUCCGCCUGACUGAGGAGAUCUAACGCGGGUAUGAUACAUCUUGGGGUGAUGAUGGGGGGGUUUUUUGAGUCACUGGGCAAACUCGACCUACGAGCAGUUUUGAUUCUGCAGGCCAACAGGGCCUGUCUUUUUGUACAGUUAGGACGCAGCAGCUUCCAGUCAACAGGUAGCAGGAAUCAGUUGAUUAUUCAA
Molecule: messenger RNA, 1986 nt
Organism: Lasiosphaeria miniovina
Lineage: Eukaryota; Fungi; Ascomycota; Sordariomycetes; Sordariales; Lasiosphaeriaceae
Exons: 3
Coding region: 259-1683 (474 amino acids)
Source: RefSeq, a predicted model, not a curated record